AUGAAGAGGGCAGCGUCUGAUGAUGGAGAUGGGGGUGCCAAGAAGGCCCCCAGGAUGUCACCGGGGCCGAGUAGGCGAAGCCCCAGUUAUUCGAUUGAGACCGAUCCUUCGGAGGACCCAGCGACGAUUCCUCCGGAGAUGUUGACCCCCAGGGCAGAGGAUUCUGCGGAGGGCGGCUACGAUACAGACCCCUCGGAGGAUCCUUCGGAGGAUAGCUACGACACGGAUCCGUCUGAGGACCCACCUAUGAUUCCUCCAGAGUCUCCGAUCCCUGGAGCAGAGGAUCCCGUGGAGGAUGGUUAUGACACAGAUAUCUCGGAGGAUCAGGCGAUGACCCCUCCGGAGCUUCUUACCUCCACGGAGGAGGAUAGUUAUGAGGCAGACCUAUCGGAGCCUUCUUCUGGGACUACGGAGGAGAGGAUUUCUUAUGGUACGCCAGUUAUUUCUGCUAAUGAGCACCGUGUCAGCCCGGCUACCUCGGAGAGUGCUCUGGCUUUCUCUUUGAUCUGGUCACCAGUGAGCCGGGAUUUGUCUGAUCGUCCACUCGAUACCCCCUCCGACUCAGAUGCUGGUUAUAGUGGAGGCCAG
Messenger RNA from Lycium ferocissimum, 588 nucleotides. RefSeq lists its product as uncharacterized. The record is from RefSeq and is a predicted model, not a curated record. The transcript has a single exon. NCBI's taxonomy places the organism in Eukaryota, Viridiplantae, Streptophyta, Magnoliopsida, Solanales, Solanaceae. The annotation marks the transcript as partial.